Columba livia (rock pigeon) is the source of this 5719-nucleotide messenger RNA. It is a transcript of the gene IL23R, whose product is annotated as interleukin 23 receptor. The transcript has 15 exons. Gene Ontology annotation, cellular component: membrane. Gene Ontology annotation, molecular function: cytokine receptor activity; protein binding. Bases 677 to 3073 code for a protein of 798 amino acids. The record is from RefSeq and is a predicted model, not a curated record. NCBI's taxonomy places the organism in Eukaryota, Metazoa, Chordata, Aves, Columbiformes, Columbidae.
AUUUCCUGUGGUUGCAGUGUCUAAUGAGGUUAACACUGUUUUUGAGGUUUAACUCUUCAAUCGACAUGAAAAAGGGAGCCCUGGGCUCUGCAGCAGGGGGAUGCAGCGAUGGGAUGGGGAGCACUGGGGCAGCCCAAAUCCCCUGUGCCCUUCAGCCCCAGGGACUCGCAGCCCGAAGCAUCCCUCAGUGAGUGGGGGGCUGAGGGGUGACACUUGGUCCCCAUGAAAACAACCUCAGUCCUUGAGCGCUUUUUCACUGGAAGCGUCUGGGGUUAGGACACAAACGUUAUUUUUUUGCUGGGGGAGCUCAGCCCAGCCCCCCCAGGACUCUCUGCUGUUGCUUCCCAUGCAGCAAUGUGACCACAAAAAUCCAUUCAGGCUGGAUUUACAUCCACCAGGGUGCCUCCAAAUCCUGCCACAACUUGCAGACUGAAAAAGACAAGCCCCCCCGAGGCUGCUCCGUUAAGGGAUGCUGGGUUUUCCCAUGGACUGACUCAGACUGGAAACUCAGUUGUUCUCACUGCAGAGAUCUAGGUCAGGUUUGCUGACAGUCGCUGAUGCUUCUCGCUGCGUUCAGCAGCCCCGGCUGUAGCAGCGGACAGAGGGGGCCCAGCACCGCAUGUCCUGAGGAUUGGCAAGACGAUGCCCUGCGCGGGCAGCGGCCGCAGCCCAGGCCAUGGCAGGGUCCGGCGAGGCUUUGGCGCUCCACAUCCUGCUCUGCUGCCUGUGCAGAGGUGUCGCAACCAUCAAGUGCUUUGGGCACGUCUGGAUCGAGCCCUCACCGGUGGUGCCGAUGGGCUCCAACAUCUCCAUCAACUGCCGCUCCACCCUUGGCUGUCCUGGGGCCAAGUUCCUCAUCCUCCUCAACUACAGCCAGCCCGAGGGUCUCUUGCACCCCCUCAACAGCAGCACCGUCCAGCUGUGGCUGCACGACAUCCAGGUGCCCUUCAGGACCGUCAUCUGCUUAGCGCGUUGUCCCAACAGCCAAAAGCACCGGCUGGUGUGUGGCACCCAACUCCUGGCUGGCUACCCUCCAGACCCCCCCAGCAACCUGAGCUGCAGCAUCCGUGAGCACUCGGGGGUCCUGAUGUGUACGUGGGACACAGGGCGGCCGACACACCUGCACACCAGCUACAGCCUCCACCUGCGCAGCAUGGGGACAGAAGCAGCGGGGGAUACUGAGGAGGAUGCUGUCUUCCCCACGGGUUCACCAGUGCCGCUGAGCAAGCUGAGCAGUGGGAGCCGCUACUUAGUGUGGGUUCAAGCCAACAACACGUUGGGUGCUGCUCGCUCAGCCCCACAGCACCUCAACCUGCAGGAGCUUGUGAUCCCUGCUCUACCCCUCGUCAUUGGUGCCGAGACGACAGACACGUCACCUCCCGUCACCACCAUCCACUGGAGGAGGCAGACGCUGCUGGAGAACGUGUGCUGUGAGGAGCGACACAAAGCCACGGACACCCCAGCAUGGCAUGUGGAGGUGUGGGACGAUGCGGCGCAGACCAAGCCCCUCUCACGGCACAACCUGCAGAGUUACACCCAGUACGUGUUUCAGGUCCGGUGCCGGCUCAGCCCCCCCAACAGCCCCUGGAGCUCCUGGAGCACCCCCUUUCUCUACAGCACCCCCGAGUCAGCCCCGGCCGUGGCACCCGACGUCUGGCGGCGCCUGGGCCCGGCGUUCCCCAACGGCAGCCACGAGGUGACGGUCUUGAUCAAGCCCCUGUCAUCCCAGGAUGCCCGCGGAAGGAUCCUGGGCUACACUGUGGUCACCAAGAGCCCUGGGGGGACACAGCUCCUCUGCAACACAUCCAGCACAGCUUGCAGCCUCCUGCUGCCCCUGGGGACCCACACCCUCCAUGUCACUGCGCACAACACCCGGGGGGCUUCCAGCCCUGCCACCAUCACCCUCGGCCAGGGUACCAGCAGCCAGGAAGAGUUCCCAGCACCAGUGGCCGUGAAGGUCAAGCCCCAGAACCGGAGUGGGGUCUUGGUGACCUGGCAGCCCCCGCGGCGCAGCAGGAGGUCCCCGCUCUGGUUCAUAGUGGAAUGGGUUUCCACCUUCCAGUAUAACCACGAGGAACAGUAUUUUUGGAAGAAAGUCUCAUCCCAGGAAACACACACGGAUAUCACAGAAGAGGAGUUGACAGGAGGUCCCAUCAAUGUGUCAGUAUACGCAGUCUACCCUGACGGAGUCAGCAAACCAAGCUCCAGCCAAGUCCCUGCAGAGGAGCCACUCCUGGGCAGCACCUCCAGCCACAUCUCCCAUGAUGAUGACAUUGGAGUUUUCCUGGGACUGGGCGCCAGCAUGGUCAUAUUAUCAGUUGUUCUCAUAAUUCUGAUGUUUAAAAAAUCAGCCAGAAAAAGAAUUAAUGCCACCCUUGUGUCGCUCUUGCCCAAAUGGCUGUUUGAAGACUUUCCCCACAUGGAAAACAGCAAUGUGGUGAAGUCACUGCAGGAAAAGAGUGAUUUCAUGAGUCACAGUUUCCACGAGCCGCUCUUGGACACCAGUGACCCUGCCAUUAUGAAAGUCGAGGAGAUGCCCGUGCGUGAGGAGUACAAGAACGUGGCCACCAGAAGGAAACCCAGCAGAGAGGUCCCCAAGGAUGGGGACCGUCCCAGGAGCACUGCACCCACCAGCAUCACAUCCCCCGAGUCCAUCAGUGACUACAAACCCCAGGUGUCUGAUGGGAACCUGCUGGGGUAUGUAGCUGCCAAUUUUUACCAAACACAGCCCGUGGCAGCCCUCCCAGAACCAGAGAUUAGCAUCGUCUUCAGAGACUACACGAGCCCCGUUUCCCAGCUGUGGGACGGGGAGGAAGGGGGACACCAGAUCUGUCUGCUGGAGAAGAUCAACCUCAUCCUAAACAGCAGCCGGAGCGGGCAAAGCCAGGCCCUGGGCUCAGCCCCGGGGGGACAGGGGUCCCUCCUGGGGACCCAGUGGGAUCACACGUUGGCCAGCGAUGUCCAGGAGCAGACACUGGUCCCCGAUGAGCUGGUCUCCUGCCUGAGAGCCAUGAACAAGGAGUCGGUGGAUAUACAGUCUUGCUUUCCACAGACCACUGAGAGAUUAUUUUGAAAGAAAUCAUUGUGAUCAAAAACACCUAAAGUGAUGGCCAUGGCACUUAUCAGCUUUCGAGUUUGCAAACAGCAGAACUGGAGCAAAACUCCAGAUCUGAAAUUUGCCUUCUUAAUUGACUACAAAUACUCACAGCUGCCUGGAAUGCUUUAGCCACUAAAUCACAGUUUUAAACUUACCUCAUAUUGUCACAAGCAUAAAAAAUGUACAACUUUUAUGCCCAUAAGAACUGAAAUACAGGAGAGGUGAUUUUUGCAGCAUGCAAUAUGCUUCAGGUAUUAUUCAAAAUCACUCUCCUGUUAAAUAUGUGGAGCAUUUCAUCCCUGAAGCUGAUUGCAGUUAAGAUGGAUAAAACAAUCCCUUAGACAUCCUGAUAGAAGCACAUAAAAUAUUUUGGGAUCACUCUUAAUGAAGACACUAUACCAAGGAGGAUUUAUAUAUCACACAGCAUAUCACAGGUACCAAGGACAUGAAACCUUUUCUGCGUGAUAGAAGAACCCAAUUGCAUUUUCCUUCCUAUUCAAUAAUAAAAAAACACAUCAGGUAAAAACAAGGCUUCAUGGUCUGUCGGGUUGAUUUAGAGUCUCUUCAAAUUGGUCACUGGGCAGAUUCUUCACUUUGGGUGAGGGAUGUACCAUCUCACAGCAGCCCCAGCCUUGCUGUGCAGAGCGCAAUGUGGCGCAGUGAAAUGGCAUUUAUUAGGCAUGUGACACGGAAUGUGGAUUUUCUGACACCCAGAAAAUGAAAUACUGGAAUCUCCUUCCUGCAGAGCAUUUGUGACAUCACUUACAAGUUUUCCCAGGAUUUACAAAAUGUUCCCAAAGCAACAAGAAACUCCCUGGAAAUGGGAGAGGUUGGAUUACGGAUCUAUUCCCUGAUCCCCCACAACUUUUAAAGGAAACACUCCCAACGCUUUUAAGGAAUACAAGCACGAAAGAAGUUUAUGAUGUUCUGCAAAAUACCUCAGCACACCAUGCACAGCUUGCUGUGCUUGCACAAAUCCCAUCACACCUGCACAGAGCUUGGAGUCUCCAUUUACAACAAGUAGCACAAGGAAUAAGAAUUAUAUUAACACCACCACAUUAAAAGGCAAAAGGAUCCCCUGACUGUGUAUCACCAAACCUGUAAAAUAGGGAGAGCAAAACUUGACAAAGUUUUAUAAGACUUUAAAAUUACAAAGCUAUUGUAAAUGCUAACCUAUACAUAAUUACCUGUCUAGAGUUAUCCACUUUAUUAUUAUGAAAUCACUUUUUGCAGUAGAACGGCUAAACCUGGGGAUAAUAGUCUUUCUUUCAAUUUUUGCUAGGCACCGCAUGUGUUUCUCUAACUGCUGUUUCACAAAUGGAUCAGUUUUGCCAUUGUUGUGUGCUGUAUAUGUAUUUGUUUCCUUUUAAGAACUCAAGAGAUCUGUUGCUUAAAUUUACAGAGCAGUAGUUACCUGGCAAGACGGGGUAAGAUUCUUCUUUAGAAGCAGCAAGCUGUUUCCAAGCCCAAAAUGUGACUUUUGCAUAUAAGCAAGUCUAAAAUUAGUGGUUGCUGCCUGUGCAGGAAGGAAAUUGUAGAAGAACAGCCACAUACUAUCAGCAGCCCAAAUGUGAGAUGGGGAAGGUGUUUCUAAUUUUUUUUUUUUCAAUGUCCACAUCCUGAGGCUCACACUGCCUGUGUUGCCUGAACUGCCAAACCCCGCAAGUGAAAACAUUCAUCUUGUUAGAAAACAAGGCUGAAAGCCUGGCCUGGCAUUUAGGUACCUACUGGAUUAAUUUCCAGCCCUGCUAAUUCAUUCCAGGACAGGUACUUGCAAAUAUCUCUGUGUCUGGAGGGAGCACAGCAUUUACAUGGGUGCAUGGCUACAACUGGCGCAUAUUGACUGGUUGCCAGGGAAAACUGAAAGAGAAGGGCACAAGUAUAUAUGUGUGUGUGUGUAUAUAUAUAUACACACACACACAUAUAUAUAUAUAUGUAUAUGUGUAUUUUUCAACUGGUCUGGGAUGGGUACCUGUGAUGCUCACCACUAGCAAUGGGUACAUCGGUGAGUAAACAGAACAGUGCAUGAAAACAGCAGGAAUUUCAAUAAUUGUUCAAUACCCCGAUGUCACAUCAUGUCCUCAGUACCAGAUUGUCACUUGUGAGAUGUUCUCCUUGCUCCGCUGUUUGUCUUUGCCUGCUUCACCCUUGGAAAGCCCUUUGCAUCCCGCUUGUGCCUUCUUUCCACCAAGUGUGGUAUUUCUGGGCGUAAACCAACAUCCUCAGCAAUGAGGACCAAAUUAUACACAUGCAAGCCCAGCCUACGGGAAACACUUGAAUAACGGAUGGCCUAACGUUUUGAAUCAAAUCAUUAAGUCAUUUUAUUCUCCCUCAAAUCCUAUGUGCUCUCUAAUGUUUGUUAUUAGUAUUUUCUAUACUUUUUCUAAAGUUGGGUUAUAUUCUUGGCAGCUGUACCUUGUGCCAGUUCUAUACCUUGCAGGCACGUAAAGGAAGUAUACACUGAGUAGUGUCUCUACCCACAGCCAGCAUGCGCUCAAAAGCAUUGAUCUCUGACUCCCACCCAACCUGUAUGAGACUGUAAACUCAUCUGUAUGUUAUCCCCUGUGAGCAAAAUGUGAAUAAACAGCAAAGCAGAAUGGCUGAUGAGCCAGACACACACCA